AUGAUGGCCGCUCUGCCGCGGUGGACGCCCCUCCUCCUCGCGCUGCUCCAUGUCCUAAUCGGCGGGGCGGCGGCGGCGGCGCCGUUCCGGGCGAGGGACCUGCUCCCGCUGCUGCCGCGGCGGCUGGCGUGGCAGCUCAUGGGCGCCACGGCCCACAGCGCCGUCGACCUGCUCCCAUCGUUCGUUGCCGCCGUGGCGCCGGGCGGGCCCGCCGCCGCCUGGCGCGGCGCGUGCUUCGCGGAGAACCAGGCCGUACUCAGCCUCACCCCCGGCUCCGGCGGCGCGCCCGGCCGCAACGGGACCGCCGGGGGACUCAACAGCACCACCUCUGGCCUCGGUGGCGCCGUCCUCCGCCUCAAGACUGCUUCGCCUCAGAGCUGGACAUGCAUGGAUUUGUAUGUGUUUGCGACGCCAUACAGGAUAGCCUGGGAUUACUAUAUGAGGUCAAAUGAAAACCACACCUUUGAGAUUAAAGCGUGGGAGGAAGCAGCAGAAAUGGAAUAUGUAAAGCAGCAUGGAAUUGCCAUUUUUCUCAUGCCAUCUGGAAUGCUUGGGACAUUGUUAUCCUUGAUUGAUGUUGUACCUUUGUUUUCAAACACCGGUUGGGGACAGGAUGCCAACUUGGCAUUUCUUCAGAAGCAUAUGGGAACUUCAUUUCAGAAACGUUCUGAGCCCUGGUCUGCGAAUAUAAGGAGAGAAGAUGUACAUUCGGGUGACUUUUUGGCCCUUUCAAAAAUCCGAGGGCGAUGGGGUGGAUUUCAGACAUUGGAGAAAUGGGUGACCGGCGCAUUUGCUGGGCAUACUGCAGUUUUCUUGAAAGAUGAGAAUGGCACCCUCUGGGUUGCAGAGUCAGGCUAUGAAAAUAAAAAGGGUGAUGAAAUCAUUAGUAUGACUCCAUGGGAUGAAUGGUGGGGAAUGGCACUUAAAGAUGACUCAAAUCCUCAGAUAGCACUUCUGCCAUUGCACCCUGAUGUACGGGCCAGAUUCAAUGAGAGUGCUGCAUGGGAUUUUGCGCAAAGCAUGUAUGGAAAACCCUAUGGUUAUCAUAAUAUGAUAUUUAGUUGGAUUGAUACAAUGUCAGAUAAUUAUCCACCUCCUCUUGACGCUAACCUGGUAAUGGCUAUUAUGUCCAUGUGGAGCAGAUUGCAGCCACGCUAUGCUUCUAACAUGUGGAAUGAAGCCCUUAAUAAACGGCUUGGGACUGAGAAACUGGACCUUCAUGGGAUCAUUACAGAGACAGAGAGACGCGGCUUGUCUUUCAACCAGCUGCUCACCAUACCUGAACGAGAUGAUUGGGAAUACAGCGAUGGCAAAUCAACGACGUGCGUUGCCUUCAUUCUGUCAAUGUACAAGGCGGCCGGCGUUUUCGCGCCCUUCACGGACUCAAUCCAGGUCACUGAAUUCACCAUCCGGGACGCGUACAUGCUCAAGAUCUUCGAGGACAACCAGACGAGGCUGCCCAGCUGGUGCAACGCGGCGGCGGACAGGCUCCCCUUCUGCCAGAUCCUCGGGGAGUACAAGAUGGACCUGCCGGAGUACAACACGAUUGAGCCCUACGCCAACAUGAACGAGAACUGCCCCUCGGCGCCGCCCACCUACAAUCGGCCAUCGAACUGCUAG
Molecule: messenger RNA, 1620 nt
Organism: Miscanthus lutarioriparius
Lineage: Eukaryota; Viridiplantae; Streptophyta; Magnoliopsida; Poales; Poaceae
Source: the annotation of a GenBank genome assembly